GCAAAAAAAAACAAGGCGCAGCUUCGCAUCGCAUCGCAUCGUAUCGUAUCGUAUCGCAUGGUGUGUGUGAGAGCGCUGUAGCGGCAGUGAGCGCGCGGCUGUUUGGGGGCUGUUAGGGCCAGUAAUAACAGCAGCACACUGAGCGGAGAGACAGGAGCGCGAGGCAGCGCGUGCAUCUCCGACAGCGGAGGAAUACCCGCGGCUUGUGUUUACUCUGCGCCUUGUUGGUCAGGGGUUGAUUUUUUUUAUUUUUAAAUUUUAUUUAUUUUAUUUUUAACCUGCUUUCCGAUAAAAAAAAAAAAAACUCCCAGCCUGAUUUUUUUUUGUGCUUCUUCUCUCCCCGCGGAGGAAACACGCGUGUGUUUGUUUCUCUGUGUACCCGGACCUGCCCCUCCAAAGACGGACAUCAGUUAUACAUUUUUCCCUUAGGGACAGGAUCUGGUAUGGCAGUUGCACAUUGCACAAGCUGAGUACUCUGAAGCCAAGGCAGACGUGGUAUUAAGUCAUGAUGCAGGAGUCGGCCAGUGAGACAAUAAGCAACAGUUCAAUGAGUCAAAAUGGAAUGAGCACCCUAAGCAGCCAAUUAGAUGCUGGCAGUAGAGAUGGAAGAUCAAGCGGUGACACAAGCAGCGAAGUAAGCACAGUCGAGCUGCUGCAUCUGCAACAACAGCAGGCCCUUCAAGCAGCAAGGCAAUUACUCUUACAGCAACCAGGCAGUGGCCUGAAGUCUCCAAAGAACAACGACAAACAGCGUCCACUGCAGGUGCCAGUGUCAGUGGCCAUGAUGAGUCCACAGGUCAUCACUCCCCAGCAGAUGCAGCAGAUCCUUCAGCAGCAGGUCCUCUCGCCUCAGCAGCUCCAGGCACUUCUACAGCAACAGCAAGCAGUCAUGCUGCAGCAGCAACACUUGCAGGAGUUCUACAAGAAGCAGCAGGAGCAGCUUCACCUCCAGCUUUUGCAGCAACAGCACCCCAGCAAACAGGCAAAAGAGCAACAGCAGCAGCAGCAGCAUCAGCAGCAGUUAGCGGCACAGCAGCUGGUCUUUCAGCAGCAGCUCCUGCAGAUGCAGCAGCUCCAGCAGCAGCAGCACUUGCUCAGCAUGCAGCGGCAGGGCCUUCUUUCUCUGCCCCCAGGCCCAGGACAGAGCGCCCUCCCUGCACAGGCUCUCCCGCCAGCAGGCCUGAGCCCUGCCGAGCUCCAGCAGUUGUGGAAGGACGUGACCAGCAGUCACACCAUGGAGGACAAUGGCCUGAAACACAGUGGCCUGGACCUAAGCACCACCAACUCUUCCUCCACUACCUCCUCCACCACCUCCAAAGCUUCUCCGCCAAUCACUCAUCACCCCAUCUCCAACGGCCAGUCCCCGGCCGUCAACCCACGCAGAGAAAGCUCGUUACACGAAGAGACUGGAGCAUUACACUCACACUCCCUCUAUGGUCACGGAGUGUGUAAAUGGCCAGGCUGUGAGAGCAUCUGCGAGGACUUCGGACAGUUUUUAAAGCACCUUAACAGCGAGCAUGCUCUAGACGACAGGAGCACAGCGCAGUGCCGGGUCCAAAUGCAGGUGGUACAGCAGCUAGAGAUACAGCUUUCUAAAGAACGUGAGCGUCUUCAGGCAAUGAUGGCCCACUUGCACAUGCGGCCCUCAGAGCCCAAGCCAUCUCCUAAACCGUUGAAUCUAGUGUCAAGCCUGACCAUGUCGAAGAACCUGCCAUCGGUGUCACCUCCGAACCUGCCACAGACCCCCACCACCCCCACCACCCCUAUCACCCCACUGAGCCAGAUGCCCCAGGUGCCCUCCGUCCUGAGCCCCGCCAGCGUGCCGAGCAUGGGCGCCAUGCGCAGACGCCACUCUGAUAAGUACUCCAUGCCACUAUCCUCAGAAAUAGCCCCAAACUACGAGUUUUAUAAGAACGCCGAUGUCAGACCACCGUUCACAUAUGCAACGCUCAUCAGGCAGGCUAUCAUGGAUUCGAAAGACAUGCAGUUAACGCUUAACGAAAUCUACAGCUGGUUCACGCGCACCUUUGCCUACUUCAGACGCAACGCUGCCACUUGGAAGAACGCAGUGCGCCACAACCUCAGUCUGCAUAAGUGUUUUGUGCGGGUGGAGAACGUGAAGGGAGCAGUGUGGACAGUGGAUGAGAUGGAGUACCAGAAACGCAGAUCUCAGAAGAUAACAGGGAGCCCGACACUGGUAAAGAACCUGCCUCCAAGUCUGGGUUAUGGAGCAGCUCUUAAUGCGAGCCUGCAGGCGGCUCUGGCAGAGACGUCUUUGCCCUUGCUGGGUAACACAGGUUUGAUGAACAGCAGCGCGUCAGGUCUGAUGGGUGCCAGUCCUCCAGGUUUGCUGAGCGGAAGCCCGUCUAGCCUCUUACAGGGCAGCACCCAUGACGAGAUCAACGGCUCCCUCGACCACCUCGACACCAACGGUCACAGCAGCCCCGCCUACUCCCCACACCCCCACAUGUGGCAGAUGGUGUAUCUCCUUUACAUGACCGCGACAAAAUGGAAGAAUUGUGUUUUGCCUCCAAUUCACGUCAAGGAGGAGCCGCUCAACAUGGACGAUGAUGACUGUCCAAUGUCACUGGUGACGACAGCCAAUCACAGUCCAGAGCUGGAUGAGGAACGAGAGCUUGAGGAGGGAAACCUAUCAGAGGACUUGGAGUGAUGAUUUUCUUCACCCCCGUUUGCUGGGACUCCACCCACACUGAGCAGCCCACCCCUCUAACCACUCCACAACCGCAAAAAGGCAGCAAAUGGAAGCGAGGAAUAUUUAUUUAGAAAGUGUCCGGGAGACUGUCCCAAAGAACCACUCACAGCCCUUUGAGGACCGAAUAAGAACAGGCAUCAGAUGUCUGCCUUUUAAAUGAUAAUGAAAAUAUGGACAAGGAUUCAGUCAAAAUUGCUUGGCCACUUCAUACCAUACACAGCAGACUCAUGGACAGAAACAAAGUGAAAAAAAACUUGAGUCUUAUCUGUAGAACCGUUGAUGGCCACAUAUACUGCCAAAAAGUUUAAUUUUGUGAAUAUUUGACCCACAGUAGUCUCUGAUGUUAGAUACAAUUGCUGGUUCAAUUCAAGUUGUUGCUAUGUUAUUAUUUGCACAGGAGUAGUACCAGAAAUUAGUGUCACUGCCUGUAUGUUGCUGAACGCUUUAAAUAACAGUAUUUCCGUUUGUUUCCUUUUUCAAAGCUUAUUUUACAUUAUGUUUACAACACCACCAACUGUAAAUGCCAUUUUUAAAGUCACAUUAAUAACAGACCUGCGGUAUCAAGACUGUUGCAGCUGUCCAAAAAAAGUCUCCAAUGUCUCUCUAUCUCUGUUUGUGCUGAAAAGUGAAAUGUGAUAACUGAGUUGAAAUGUAAAUGUUUGUGUAAGCAUCAUGCUGAGGAAAAAAAAAUGUGCAUUUCUGCAUAUUCUCUUCUCUAGUCUCUUUACCUCCUUGUUCUAAAGCUUUGUCUACCUGCAGAGUCACAGGCAACAGCUAGAAACCAAAGCCAACACUAUCAAUGGCCAAUAGCUUAGACAGAAGCCACCAGACUCUUUGGUCAUCCUUCUGUGACUUUAACUAGUACAAAGAGAAGCUUUUUUUUUUUCUUUUUUUUUUUUUUAGUUCUGCUAACUACCUUUGAAUAACCUCGGGGAUCGCAUCAAUUAGCCCUGUACAAAGAUUUGAAUGAAGACAGCGAUUUUGGUGUUUCAUUUAAUUCCAGUUGGAGAGUUCCCAUUGACCACUUACUGGGUACAGAAAGAGGAUGUGGCCUGGCUAGCAGUAGAGAGCAGCUAGACAUGGAUCAUGACCAAAACAAGCAUUUGUGUGUCUGU
This is a messenger RNA of Clarias gariepinus (North African catfish), 3828 nucleotides long. RefSeq names its product forkhead box P2 (gene foxp2). NCBI's taxonomy places the organism in Eukaryota, Metazoa, Chordata, Actinopteri, Siluriformes, Clariidae. Gene Ontology annotation, molecular function: RNA polymerase II cis-regulatory region sequence-specific DNA binding; DNA-binding transcription repressor activity, RNA polymerase II-specific. Gene Ontology annotation, biological process: regulation of transcription by RNA polymerase II. The record is from RefSeq and is a predicted model, not a curated record. The coding region runs from base 506 to 2671 and encodes 721 amino acids. Gene Ontology annotation, cellular component: nucleus. The transcript is spliced from 20 exons.